Molecule: messenger RNA, 1341 nt
Organism: Aspergillus glaucus CBS 516.65
Lineage: Eukaryota; Fungi; Ascomycota; Eurotiomycetes; Eurotiales; Aspergillaceae
Gene: gel6
Product: putative 1,3-beta-glucanosyltransferase
Exons: 3
Coding region: 1-1341 (446 amino acids)
Biological process (GO): fungal-type cell wall (1->3)-beta-D-glucan biosynthetic process
Cellular component (GO): cytoplasm; fungal-type cell wall
Molecular function (GO): 1,3-beta-glucanosyltransferase activity
Source: RefSeq, a predicted model, not a curated record
AUGCUCUCUUCUCUGACCUCGUGGUCUGCGGCAUCGCUGCUCCUCGCGAGUCUUGUCCCGACUGCCCAUGCUGCCAUCGACAAGAUCAACGCCGUUGGUUCCAAGUUCUUCUACGAGAAUGGCACUCAGUACUACAUGAAAGGCAUCGCCUAUCAGCUCGUCCCCGAUGACCCGCUCAUUGACACGGAUCAAUGCAAACGCGACAUCACUCGCAUGUCCGAGUUGGGCGUCAACGGCAUCCGAGUAUACCAUGUCGAUCCCACUGCCGACCACACUGGCUGCAUGAAUGCGUUUGCGGAUGCGGGCAUUUACUUGUUUGUCGAUCUCGACACCUUUGACACUCAGAUCGAGCAGACCCACCCCGAGUGGACUCAGAGACAGUUUGACCGAUUCAAGGCUGUCCUCGAUGAGUUCCAAAAGUUCGACAACACCGGUGGCGUCUUUGUCGGCAACGAAGUCAUCACGACCAAGGAGGGAUCCGCCGCUGCUCCGUAUGUCUUGGCCGCGGCCCGUGAUAUCAAGGCUUAUCGCGACCACAAGGGGUACCGUCCGGUCCCCGUCGGAUACUCUGCCGCGGAUAUCGCCGAACUCCGUCCCAUGCUCCAGGAAUACCUGGCUUGUCGCAAGGAUCCUCGUGAUCGUCUGGACUUUUUCGGUCUGAACGCCUAUGAGUGGUGUGGUGCCUCGGGCUACAUCCAGUCUGGUUACAACAUUCUCCAGAAGAAUGCCUCGAACUAUCCAAUCCCCAUUUUCUUCUCCGAAACCGGCUGCAACACUCAUCGUCCCCGCACGUUUGACGACCAAGCGGCCAUCUUUGGUCAUGAGAUGGGAGACACCUGGUCUGGCUCCAUUGUCUACGAGUGGAUCGAGGAGACCAAUGACUACGGUUUGAUCAGCUACGGGCCCUCUGUGAAGGGUGCCGCUCCGACCAACACUCUGAUUCAGGACGGCUUCACUCGCAAGGGCACGCCGACACCGGUCCAGCCAGACUUUGACAACCUCAAGAAGCAAUGGGCCACCUUGCACCCGACUGGCAUUGCUCUUGCGGAGUACGCCAAGUCGACCGCGACCAUCACGCCGCCUCAGUGUCCGUCGUCGACUGCCGAUGGUUGGUCCGUGGAUCCCAGCGCUUCUCUUCCUACUCUGGGUCAGACGUACAGUGCGACAGCUACCAGCCGUACCUCCGGAACUGACCUCCAGACUGCUACGGCAAUUGUUACCGUCUCUGCCACGUCGUCUGCAGCUGCAGCAGCCACACCUACCAAGGAGAAUGGCGGCCGUGUUGUGGGAGUUGAUAUGUCGAUGCUUGGUUUGGUUGGUGCGGUAGCUUGGUGGCUUUAG